AUGGCCUCGAAGCUUGCACCUAUGGCUUUCAGAAGCAGCAGCAGAGCUCUGCGCGUCCUCGCCAGACAGCAACUUCGUCGCUCGUUCGCCGUCUCUUCCAUCUCCCGCAGCGACACCCUCCAAGUUCACCGCGACUCACCGGAGAACAACCUCGACAUCCCUUUCACCUUCAACGCCCAGAAUGAGAAGCUCAUUGAGGAGGUCCUUAGCCGGUACCCUUCGCAAUACAAGAAGGCCGCCGUCAUGCCCCUGCUUGACCUCGGCCAGCGUCAACAUGGCUUCUGCAGCAUCAGCGUCAUGAACGAGGUUGCUCGCCGAUUGGAAAUGCCUCCCAUGCGCGUCUACGAGGUUGCCACUUUCUACACCAUGUACAACAGAGAGCCUGUAGGCCGCUACCACGUUCAAUGCUGCACCACCACUCCCUGCCAGCUUGGAGGAUCCGAUGGUGUCAUGAAGGCCAUCGAGGAGGAACUCAACAUUCACCACGGCCAAACUACCGAUGACAAGCUCUUCACCUUCACUGAAGUCGAAUGUCUGGGUGCAUGCGCCAAUGCUCCCAUGGUUCAAAUCAACGAUGAUUACUACGAGGAUUUGACUCCCGAGACAACAAAAUCGCUACUCAAGGCCCUUAGAGAAGCCGCACAAAAGGCUGGCGCAAGUGGACAGGCUUCUGGUCUUGCUGGCGAGGCUGGAAAGGCAGAGGGAGCUGGAGGUUCCGGUACCACAAUUCCCGAGCAGGGCAGAGGCUACGCUGCACAAGGCGUCAAGCUUCCCAGCCCUGGUCCCCUCAGUGGCCGCAAGUCAUGCGAGAAUUCUAAAGGUCUGACUAACCUGACCAGCGAGAUGUGGGGCAAGGAGAAGUUCAGAACCGACGGUGCUCUGGACUGA
This is a messenger RNA of Aureobasidium subglaciale EXF-2481, 888 nucleotides long. RefSeq lists its product as uncharacterized. The record is from RefSeq and is a predicted model, not a curated record. Bases 1 to 888 code for a protein of 295 amino acids. Gene Ontology annotation, molecular function: NADH dehydrogenase activity. Lineage: Eukaryota; Fungi; Ascomycota; Dothideomycetes; Dothideales; Saccotheciaceae. The transcript has 3 exons.